AUGUUCUGCUCAAAGAUUCUACUAACAAUUGCGGCCAUCUCCAACGUCGUCUUUGCUGCACAUGGUUGUGGUGAGGUCAAUGUCGUCUACACAGGACUCCCUGGUCGACACAAGUAUGUUAAAGAGCAAGGUGCUGACCCUGUUUUGACGGAGAAACAAAUUGAGGACCAUAUGCGUGAAAUGCGAGAGGCAGGAUACAAUGUUCGAGGAAUAUGGCGAGGUCCUGAGAUCAAUGGAUCUGAAUUCGCCGAGAAUGUUCAAGGUGUUGACUGGCACGCCGCGGGCGUUGGAUUCGGAAUCCGUGGAUCCAACAUUUCAGAGCUUACAGGCCUAUUCGAAGACAAUCUUGCCAUCUAUCGUGAAGAAGCACCUCAUGCGAAGUUUGUUUUCAAUAACAGCCCAGUUAGCUUUCUAUGGUCUGUUCAGCGAUAUUUCCCUCUGACAAGCGACUGCAAGGACCAUCCCGGAAAGGACCUGGGGUUUAUCACGCUUUGUGACGAGGCGUGCAGUUAG
Fusarium poae is the source of this 513-nucleotide messenger RNA. RefSeq lists its product as uncharacterized. Bases 1 to 513 code for a protein of 170 amino acids. The transcript has 5 exons. Lineage: Eukaryota; Fungi; Ascomycota; Sordariomycetes; Hypocreales; Nectriaceae. The record is from RefSeq and is a predicted model, not a curated record.